AUGGCGGACAAAUAUGUUAGAAGUUUACUAAACCGCAUUGUAUUGUCUGGCGAUGUUAUCGGUAGUGUAGCUGAUUUGGAAGGAAGUCUCGAAGGGAAAAACAAAGUUAAGCUCGGUCCAGGCUUAGGAGAAGUAAAUGGUGCGAUCGUGGCCUACAAAGCGGGGGUUUUUAGACAUCGAAACCCGUCAAUCCACUUGAUCGAUUGCAAUCAAAGAAGGGCUAGUAUCUGUAAAGUAUUUCUGUUCACAAUUCCAAGUCUUUUUUUCUUUCUGACUGUGUUACAUGGGACACUUAUACCGAAAAGUUUUUGCAAUUUAUCGUUGCGUGAAAAUUACAACACCGUGUAACAUCAUACUGGGGAAAACUUUUUCCUUCAACAGUUAACUCUACAUCACCUUGCCCGGCGACGUUCUCUCAUAGACUGCUCAGCAAAGAAUUUGUUCUUCUAAAAUGUCUUGGAAAGCACUUUCUAUUUGAAUGCACUGUGGGAAUGAAUGGUAGAGUGUGGAUCAAUUCAUCAUCAGUACCUUGUACAAUUACUGUUGCCAAUGCUGUGUCGAACUCUGAAUACAUGAACAACAAUCAAAUUGAGACAAUGGGGAAACAGCUUGUGAAAGGAAUGCAGUCAUAA
This is a messenger RNA of Pocillopora meandrina, 632 nucleotides long. Lineage: Eukaryota; Metazoa; Cnidaria; Anthozoa; Scleractinia; Pocilloporidae. The record is from the annotation of a GenBank genome assembly.